UCCCGAUCGCAGCGGUCGCCUCGCCGCCGGCUCCUUUUCUCUUCUUCAUUCGCCUCACAGCCGUUCGCAAGUGAAGUCGCAUUUCGCAAAGUUUUUGCUCCUCGUGCUUGAAAGAGACUAUUCGUCCCACAGGAUGCCCGUCAAAGCCGUCUGCGUGCUGAGUGGAGACGUUAAGGGGACGAUUUACUUUGAGCAGAAUGCCGAUUCCGACGCCGUGAAGGUAACGGGCGAGGUCACCGGGCUGAAGGCCGGAAACCACGGUUUCCACAUCCACGAAUUUGGCGACAACACCAACGGGUGCACCUCGGCCGGGCCGCACUUUAACCCGCACGGCAAGGAACACGGCGCCCCGGACGCGUCCGUCCGUCACGCCGGAGAUUUGGGCAAUGUGGUGGCCGAUGCGGGGGGCGUGGCCAAGGUCGACAUCACCGACAAGCAGAUCUCGCUGAGCGGACCGCUGAGCAUCCUGGGCCGCACCGUGGUCGUGCACGCCGACCCGGACGAUCUGGGCGUGGGCGGACACGAGCUGAGCAAGACCACCGGAAAUGCGGGCGCCCGGCUGGCCUGUGGCGGUGGCACCGCCGUGACCGUGACGGGCUGCGUGGAGGGGCUGCCCCCGGGCAAGCACGGUCUGCACAUUCACGAGUUUGGCGAUUUCAGCCGCGGUUGGCACUCGACGGGACCGCACUACAACCCGUACGGGCGGGAUCACGGCGGACCGGAGGACACGAACCGGCACGCGGGCGAUCUGGGCAACCUGGUGGUGCGGCCGUGUGGAAUGGCCAAGAUCCAGAUGGUGGACCACCAGAUUACGCUGGUCGGGGAGCACAGCAUUCUGGGGCGGACACUUUCGAUUACGGAGUUUGAGGACGAUCUGGGAAAGGGGGGACACGACUACAGCAAAACCACGGGAAAUUCUGGAAACAAGAUUGCCUGUGCAAUGAUUGGGGUGGCGCCGGAGGAGUACUUCCAGGAGCGGCGCCACUUGACCACGCAUGACUAGACGCGACCGAAAAAAUAAAGCAAAUUCUUCUAUCA
Messenger RNA from Culex quinquefasciatus (southern house mosquito), 1038 nucleotides. It is a transcript of the gene Sod1, whose product is annotated as superoxide dismutase [Cu-Zn]. Bases 134 to 1003 code for a protein of 289 amino acids. The transcript has 4 exons. NCBI's taxonomy places the organism in Eukaryota, Metazoa, Arthropoda, Insecta, Diptera, Culicidae. The record is from RefSeq and is a predicted model, not a curated record. Gene Ontology annotation, molecular function: copper ion binding; superoxide dismutase activity. Gene Ontology annotation, biological process: removal of superoxide radicals.